Molecule: messenger RNA, 1136 nt
Organism: Dipodomys spectabilis (banner-tailed kangaroo rat)
Lineage: Eukaryota; Metazoa; Chordata; Mammalia; Rodentia; Heteromyidae
Gene: Pde6d
Product: phosphodiesterase 6D
Exons: 5
Coding region: 188-640 (150 amino acids)
Biological process (GO): sensory perception of light stimulus
Cellular component (GO): cytoplasm
Source: RefSeq, a predicted model, not a curated record
CUAGAGGGAAGGAGAAGGGAUCAGGAGCGGAGCUGAGGGGAGGGAGAGAGGGCCGGUCCGGGUCUGGCCGCCGCCUCUUCUCGUCCUAGGUCUCCAGGCCCGGCUGCAGCUCUGCCCUCGCUCCUGGACGCCAUCUGCGAGGCUCCACCGGCCACCGUGGGAGAGCCGCGGGCGGCGGCCGCCCAUCAUGUCAGCCAAGGACGAGCGGGCCAGGGAGAUCCUGAGAGGCUUCAAACUAAAUUGGAUGAACCUUCGGGAUGCAGAGACGGGGAAGAUACUCUGGCAAGGAACAGAAGAUUUGUCUGUCCCUGGGGUGGAGCAUGAAGCCCGUGUACCCAAGAAAAUCCUCAAGUGCAAGGCAGUGUCUCGAGAAUUGAACUUUUCUUCAGCCGAGCAAAUGGAAAAGUUCCGCCUGGAACAAAAAGUUUACUUCAAAGGGCAAUGCCUAGAAGAAUGGUUCUUCGAGUUUGGCUUUGUGAUCCCUAACUCCACGAACACCUGGCAGUCCCUGAUAGAGGCCGCACCCGAGUCUCAGAUGAUGCCAGCCAGCGUCCUAACGGGGAACGUCAUCAUAGAGACAAAGUUUUUUGAUGACGAUCUUCUUGUAAGCACAUCCAAAGUGAGGCUUUUCUACGUCUGAGAGAAGAACGUCUGUGCACUUCAGGAAUUUGGGGUUUGGGGGGGAGGAAAAACUGUUUACUUUUUUCCUCCACACAUUUGAUUUUUGACACUUCACCCAAUUCUGUCGCCGCAGACCUGCCUAUGGCCGCCGGGGACCAGCUCUGUAUAGGUAACCAGAUGGCUUCUUUUCUCCUAAACUGCCAUCUUCCGUUGACCAGACAAAACUCCCAACCCCAGACCAGGGCAGGGGACGCGCCUCUACUCCUUCCUGGUGCAAACGUGGGAGCAAACGCAUACCACGAGCCCACACUGCACACGCCCCUUGCCGCCGCCUCCCUGGGCCCUGCAGGCUUCCUUUGGCCCCUGGUUUUGGAAAACUUCCCGUUCCUGACCCAUGUUUAGUUACUUUUCCUACCAUUUCUAUUUCAUACAUUCUCAUACAUUUACCUUGUAAAAUAGACUAUGAUAUUAUUAUUACAUAAUGUAAUUAAAAUAUUGCUACAGUCUUUAGCAUG